GGUCGAAGAGCUCGAAGAUGAGCUGGAAUUGAGUCAUGUGCGGCAUAUCGCAGAAAAUCGACAACUGUUUCGCGACCUUGGCAACCGGCAAGCUGAACUUGACGAGGCCAAGAGCGCAGCGCGAUACUAUGUCAAAACACAAGUGGCAGCGGCACAGCAGGCCCUCUCUAGAAAGAACGAAAUCCUCGCGAAGGAAUUAGCAGACGAGAAGAAAAAGUUCAAAGAGACCAAGGCACUGCAGAAAGACGAGAUGGAUGCGAUUCAAGAACAACAUCGCGAGAUCGGCGAUAUACUUCGAAAAGAGAUCGAAGUGCUGAAGAAACACGCUAUUGAAAACGAACAUCUGCGUCAGCAACAAAUCGAUUCUCUCAAGCAAUCUCUGAAGGACCAGGAGGACACCCACCGGAUAGCGACAGAUAAUCUUCGAAGAGAAUUUGAUGAAAAGAAAAAGCUUCUUGAAGAAGACACUGAGGACUGGAAACAGUUUGGAGCCUGGCAGAAGAAAGCAUGGUUGCAGGUGACAGGCGGCAAUUAUUUGAAGCGCGUGACGGAGAGAUGGCCCGUCGAACUUGAACUGCACGGCUUGCGGGGCGAUUGGGAACAAAUCUGGAAUGACUUUUGCGUCAUGAGCUCAACUGCUCUGAGAAAGACGGGUUUCCGGACGGACCCCGUUCCAGACACUCUGACUCCGUUUGGCUCAUUGCUGCAUCGAAUGUGUGGACUACCCAUGUCCGGAGAGACCCAACCUUUGAAGGUCUCGCAAUGUUUCCAAGGGGUCUCAUCUGUUCCUUCCGAUCACCGGAUUAUCGAGGGUUUGAUGAUCGCGGACAUACUCGAGUGGUGCUUCACGACAAGUUUCCAUACCAAGGGUAUGGGGUCUCAGAAGCUGGAUCAAUUGUGGGAAUCGAUUGCCCACUACGGUAGGUCGCGCUGAGCACUGUACUUACAAGCUGUACCUAAUGUCUUCAUCUAGGCGGUCUCGAUGAGUUGAGAACCCACGAUUGUCUGUCCAUCAUACGGCGAACGAGUGAUGAGUAUUUCAAAACUCGAG
Molecule: messenger RNA, 1051 nt
Organism: Dothidotthia symphoricarpi CBS 119687
Lineage: Eukaryota; Fungi; Ascomycota; Dothideomycetes; Pleosporales; Dothidotthiaceae
Exons: 1
Coding region: 251-934 (227 amino acids)
Source: RefSeq, a predicted model, not a curated record